AGAGAGACCGAAACACAGACAGAGGCAGAGAGCUGCAGGACGAAGAGUGAGACGGUAGAAAUAUAUAAAGAGAGAGAGACAGGAAGAAGAGAGAGAGACAGAUAGAUAAUAUGAAGAUUCAACUGUCGCUCUGAUCUGACUUGUACUCUACCAGCUGUCUGUCUGUCUGACCACCUGCAGACAUGUCCUCCCGGGCUGAUAGCAAGACAGCCUCCCAGUUUGUGUCUCUGACAAUGAAGCUGAAGGAUAAGCUCCACCCACGGGUCAAACGCUCUGAACGAAUCAAACAAACGUCACAGAGACUCAAACCACCUGACCUGAACCUGCAGGAACACACACUGCAACACAAG
Molecule: messenger RNA, 350 nt
Organism: Morone saxatilis (striped sea-bass)
Lineage: Eukaryota; Metazoa; Chordata; Actinopteri; Moronidae
Product: rap guanine nucleotide exchange factor 1-like
Source: RefSeq, a predicted model, not a curated record